This is a messenger RNA of Scedosporium apiospermum, 897 nucleotides long. RefSeq lists its product as uncharacterized. NCBI's taxonomy places the organism in Eukaryota, Fungi, Ascomycota, Sordariomycetes, Microascales, Microascaceae. Bases 1 to 897 code for a protein of 298 amino acids. Gene Ontology annotation, molecular function: catalytic activity. The record is from RefSeq and is a predicted model, not a curated record. The transcript is spliced from 2 exons.
AUGCCUUCUAGACUUGUUGCCUGGGAUCGACUUGUGCGCUACAUCCCCUCUAGUGGUGAAGCCGAAAUCAGAUAUGGAGAGCCUCUUCUUGAGAAAGAUUCAGAUGUGGACUCCAUUGCACAGCUAGCGCAAGACGGCAAGCUCCAAGUCAAAAUGCUAGAGGGCCAAGACAUCUGGAGCGCAAGGCCAACAGAUAGGGUUGAGACUGUUGGACAGCUUUUGGGACCACUCGAAGCUGGAACAGUGCCCAUCAUCCGAUGUAUCGGGCUCAACUACAAAACGCACAUCCUGGAAACUGGUCGCCCUCUGCCAACCUGUCCAACUGUCUUCACGAAGCCCAGCCCUUCAGUGGCUGACCACGGAGAAGAUAUCCCUAUCCCCAAGAUAGCGCAGGAGCAGUGCGACUACGAGGGCGAGCUUGUCGUGCUAAUUGGGAAGGAUGCCAAAAACGUGUCAGCGACCGAUGCACUGCAAUACGUUGCCGGAUAUACGGCCGGCAAUGAUGUCAGUGCGCGCGAUUGGCAGCGAGAGGUAGGCAAAGCGGGACCUGUUCCGCAGUGGACGUUUAGCAAGUCUUUCGACAAGUAUGCGCCGCUCGGUCCUUGUCUCGUGGCUUCCCAUGUUCUCGGUGACGCGCACGGCCUGUCUUUGAAGACGUUUGUCAAUGGGGAACUGAGGCAGAAUACGAAUACGUCGGACCUGUGCUUCGGCGUGGCGAAAUUGGUCGAGUUUUGUAGUCAAGGACAAACUUUGCAGAAAGGAUCUCUGAUAAUGACUGGGACUCCAGGUGGAGUAGGAUUGUUUAUGAAACCCCAAGCCUUCUUGAAGGACGGCGAUCUGGUUGAGGUAGAGAUUGGGAAGAUUGGUAGAGUAAGCAACCAUAUGAAAUUUGAAUAG